This is a messenger RNA of Mustela erminea (ermine), 3518 nucleotides long. It is a transcript of the gene KBTBD6, whose product is annotated as kelch repeat and BTB domain containing 6. NCBI's taxonomy places the organism in Eukaryota, Metazoa, Chordata, Mammalia, Carnivora, Mustelidae. Gene Ontology annotation, molecular function: protein binding. The transcript has 2 exons. The coding region runs from base 316 to 2376 and encodes 686 amino acids. The record is from RefSeq and is a predicted model, not a curated record.
UCGGGAGCCGUAGUUCUCUUGGACGCCUACCGGUAUUGCCAGCGCGGCAGUGGCGGCUCUCGGUUCCGUCCAGCGGGUUCUGUAAGGCGAGCAGAGGCGGAGAAAGGGCGCGCAACUGGAGGAGGGUGAGUCAGACACUGUCUACGCUAUAAAGGGAGGCGGCACUGCGGCACAGGGCUGAAUUAGGUAAAUGGACCCGUGCUGCAGUCUCUCCGGAGACACCGCGAUCUAGCGCCAGCGAGAAGAGGGCGAGGAGGAGCCAGAGCCCGGUCCUUGCACCCAUUCUCGCCCUCGUACCCCGCCGCCAUCUCCACCAUGCAGUCCCGGGAAGAAGCUCCGCGCUCUCGCCGCCUGGCCAGUCCUCGCGGCGGCAAGCGGCCCAAGAGAAUCCACAAGCCCACGGUUUCGGCUUUUUUCACGGGCCCCGAGGAGCUGAAGGACACGGCUCAUUCUGCAGCCCUCCUGGCACAGCUGAAGUCCUUCUACGACGCGCGGCUGUUAUGCGAUGUGACCAUCGAGGUGGUGACGCCUGGCAGCGGGCCUGGCACCGGCCGCCUCUUCCCCUGCAACCGUAACGUGCUGGCUGCCGCGUGUCCCUACUUCAAGAGCAUGUUCACCGGCGGCAUGUACGAGAGCCACCAGGCAAACGUGACCAUGCAUGAUGUGGAUGCCGAGUCCUUCGAGGUGCUGGUCGACUACUGCUACACGGGUCGAGUGUCCUUGAGUGAAGCCAACGUGGAACGCCUUUACGCGGCCUCUGACAUGUUGCAGCUCGAAUAUGUGCGGGAAGCCUGUGCCUCCUUCCUAGCCCGCCGCCUUGACCUGGCCAACUGCACUGCCAUCUUCAAGUUUGCUGAUGCCUUCGGCCAUCGCAAGCUGCGAUCGCAGGCCCAGUCCUUUAUAGCCCACAAUUUCAAGCAGCUCAGCCAGAUGGGCUCGAUUCGGGAAGAGACUCUGGCAGAUCUGACCCUCGCCCAGUUGCUGUCAAUCCUGCGCCUGGAUAGUCUCAACAUAGAGCUGGAGCAGACCGUGUGUCAUGUGGCGGUGCAGUGGUUGGAGGCAGCUCCCAAGGAGCGAGGUCCGAGCGCUGCGGAGGUCUUCAAGUGUGUCCGCUGGACGCACUUCACAGAUGAAAAUAAGGAUUACCUGGAAGGGCUGCUGACCAACACCAUUGUGAAGAAGUACUGUCUGGACCUUAUUGAAGGGGCCCUGCAGAUGCGCUAUGGUGACAAGUUGUGCAAGUCUCUGGUGCCGAAGCCAGAGACCAGCAGUGGCAGCAGCGGCAGCAGCAGCAGCAGCAGCAGCGGUGGUGGUAGCUCUAGCUCCUCUGUCGUGCCCACAGCAGAAAAUCCCCCCCAGAGGCUGGGCGUGUGUGCUAAGAAGAUGGUGAUCUUCUUUGGACAUCCUAGAGAUCCCUUUCUGUGCUGUGACCCAUACACCGGCGAUAUUUACAAAGUGCCGUCACCUCUGACCUGCCUUGCUCACACUAGGACUGUCACUACCUUAGCUGUCUGUGUCUCUCCAGACCAUGACAUCUACCUGGCCGCUCAGCCCAGGAAGGACCUCUGGGUGUACAAGCCAGCCCAGAAUAGCUGGCAGCAGCUUGCUGACCGCCUGCUGUGCCGGGAGGGCAUGGAUGUGGCCUACCUCAAUGGCUACAUCUACAUCUUGGGUGGGCGAGACCCGAUUACCGGUGUUAAGCUGAAGGAAGUGGAAUGCUACAGUGUCCAGAGAAACCAGUGGGCACUGGUGGCUCCACUACCCCAUUCCUUCAUAUCCUUCGAUCUAAUGGUAAUCCAGAACUAUCUCUAUGCUCUCAACAGUAAGCGCAUGUUCUGCUAUGAUCCUAGCCACAAUAUGUGGCUCAAGUGUGUUUCUCUCAAGCGCAAUGACUUUCAGGAAGCCUGUGUCUUCAAUGAUGAGAUCUACUGCAUCUGUGACAUCCCAGUUAUGAAGGUCUACAAUCCGGUCAGAGGAGAAUGGAGGCAGAUUAAUAAUAUUCCCUUGGUGUCGGAGACCAACAACUACCGCAUUAUCAAUCACGGCCAAAAACUGUUGCUGAUCACCUCGCGCACCCCGCAGUGGAAGAAGAACCGGGUGACCGUGUAUGAAUAUGACACUAGGGGGGACCAGUGGAUUAACAUAGGUACCACCUUAGGCCUCUUCCAGUUUGAUUCUAACUUCUUUUGCCUCUCAGCUCGUGUUUAUCCUUCCUGCCUUGAACCUGGUCACAGUUUCCUCACUGAGGAAGAAGAUGUGCCAAGUGAAUCUAGCACUGAAUGGGAUUUAGGUGGAUUCAGUGAGCUGGACUCUGAGUCAGGAAGUUCAAGUUCUUUAUCUGAUGAUGAUUUGUGGGUUCAGGUAGCACCUCAGUGAAAUGCACAGGAUCAGCAGAAUUUGUUGUAGAUAGGUUGAAACACUAAGGUGUUUUCACUGCUUUGGAAAGUGUCUUAAAGAGAUACCCUUUCUCUUUGCUGGGGAAAACAACAACAACAACAACAGGUUGAUUCAUUUCAGGUUUGGCUUAGAAAGGGUAUUGUUUGAAAUACUAACAUAAUUUAAUGUUAGGGAACUUGUACACUCAAAGAAAUCAACCUAUUUAAUAAUUUACUGUUCUAAAAGUCCAGUAUUGAUUUGAUUGUUGGGUUUGUUUAUGUUUGAUUAUACUAAUUUAGUGUUCUGUUAUUAAAUCUUAUCUUCUGUUUUGUGCCACAAGUACUGUGACUUGAAUUUUGAUUUUCACAAUAGAAAGCUGAUUGGAUAGGAAUUACCAGGUAGGGUUUGGAAAGUCUGUCUUUUCCUUUAGGACAGGGUAGAAUGUUCCAAAACCUUGGAAAGUUCCAAAACUUUAAACUAGUGGGUUAUUACAAAAUGUGUUCUAAUUUAAAUAUAGUUUGCCAGGUUUUUGUUCAGUUACCUCCCCUUUUGUGAAGAAAAAAAAUGCAUAUGUUUAAUGUGACUGGUGAUUUCAUUUGUAAUGAUGUACAACAUGGCUGUAAGCUGACUAAAAGUAAAAACAAACAAAAACAAGAUUCUACUGUUUAAAAAGAAACUUCAGUUUUAAAUUUGUACUGUAAAAUGUGUAUUUGCAAACAGUGACCAAUGUUCCAUCUGUUCUAGUAGGGUCACCAGUCAUCGAAAAACCUUAAAAAAAAAACAACAAAAAAAAUGAAACUAACUUGCUUUGUAGGUUCACGUUUUUGAUCUAUACUUGAUAUAUGCUUCACAGAAUCAGAGGAAUCAUCCUCUUUUUCACUGGACACGAUUGUGUAAAUUUGUAUCCAUUGUCUUAAAAAGUUUAUGUGAUUCUUAAAAUACUUUGGCUGUACAGUUUUGGUGUUCAUCUUAGAUUUGUCAGCAAAAUGUGAUUAUUCUUUGCUGUUUAAUGAGAUAAUAUUCGUUUUGAAAAUCUGUGUAAGCUAAGAACAGUAUUUUAUUGAGAUCAGUAGAUAUUGUGUCUAUCAACUAUAAAAUCAAGUGCCAGCAAAGAACUUUAAAACUUUAAGUUGUGUAUAGAA